This is a messenger RNA of Manis javanica (Malayan pangolin), 3622 nucleotides long. Lineage: Eukaryota; Metazoa; Chordata; Mammalia; Pholidota; Manidae. The record is from RefSeq and is a predicted model, not a curated record.
AUGAGCGGGGAUGCCCUUCUUCAUCUACUGCCCCAUUCUCAAGGUGGACAUGAUCACAGUCAUCAGCAUGCACACGGGCAUGGACAUUCUCAUGGACAUGAAUCUAAGAAGUUUUUGGAAGAACAUGAUGCUGUAUUGAAAGGACUUGUGGCUCUAGGAGGCAUUUACCUGUUAUUUAUCAUUGAACACUGCCUUAGAAUGUUUAAGCACUACAAACAACAAAGAGGAAAACAGAAAUGGUUUAUGAAGCAGAGCACAGAAGAAUCAACUAUUGGAAGGAAACUUUCAGAUCAUAAGUUAAAUAAUACACCAGAUGCUGACUGGCUUCAGCUCAAGCCUCUUGCUGGAACUGAUGACUCGGUUGUUUCUGAAGAUCGACUUAAUGAGACUGAACUGACAGAUUUAGAGGGCCAACAGGAAUCCCCUCCUAAAAAUUAUCUUUGUGUGGAAGAGGAGAAAAUCAUGGACCAUUCUCACGCUGAUGGAUUACAUACCAUUCAUGAGCAUGAUGUCCAUGCUGCUGCACAUAACCACCAUGAUGAGGGUAAAACUGCGCUGAGGAAACAUAAUCAUCAGUGGCACCACAAACAUUCUCAUCACUCACACGGUCCCUGUCAUUCUGGAGCAGACCUGAAAGAAACGGGAAUAGCCAAUAUAGCUUGGAUGGUAAUCAUGGGGGAUGGCAUCCACAACUUCAGUGAUGGGUUAGCAAUUGGAGCAGCUUUCAGUGCUGGAUUGACGGGAGGAAUCAGUACUUCUAUAGCUGUCUUUUGUCAUGAGCUGCCACAUGAAUUAGGUGAUUUUGCAGUUCUUCUUAAAGCAGGCAUGACUGUAAAGCAAGCAAUUGUAUACAACCUUCUCUCUGCCAUGAUGGCUUAUGUAGGCGUGCUCAUAGGCACAGCUGUUGGUCAGUAUGCCAAUAACAUCACACUUUGGAUCUUUGCAGUCACUGCAGGCAUGUUCCUCUACGUAGCUUUGGUGGAUAUGCUUCCAGAAAUGUUACAUGGUGAUGGUGACAAUGAAGAACAUGGCUUUUGUCCAGUGGGACAGUUCAUUCUUCAGAAUUUAGGAUUGUUGUUUGGAUUUGCCAUCAUGUUGGUCAUCGCCCUCUAUGAAGACAAAAUUGUGUUUGACCUCCAGUUUUGACCAUUCCCAGUAGUCACUGGGGAGUGAGAAUGUUACCAUGCAGCAUUGCGUCUGUUCCUUGUACUGUGUGCACAUUGCUCAGAGAAAAGUCAGUGGCUUGUACUGCUUACAAGUUCCAUAGAUUUGAGCCUAACCACGAGGCUAGUGCUCAGUACUGUUUUCCCUGUGUGAAGGGGUCUUUUAAAAAUAUAAAGUUGUGAUAAAGAAAGGAGAAAAUGAGACUCCAUGAAGCAAUGUUGAUAUAUGUUUGAUUAAGACUUUAAAAAAAAUAAUCAUAUAAAACACUAACAUAGUCUCUUUGGUAAUAGAAAUGUCUGUGGCUAUGCAGAAUAGAAACUGAACCAAAAAAAAUGACUUUAACUUUAAAAAUAUUUUAAAUGGACUUUGGGCAGACUUUUCUUUGUGCUAAAAUGAAUUACAGUGUCCUUUAAUUCAGCUAUACAUAUAUACACGUGGUAAGAGGGAUCAACUUGACACAACUUCGAAACUGCAUAAAGUAGACUAUAGGAACUGUAGGCUGCAUUAGGGUAUGAAUCUAGCAUUGGGAAAAGCCCUAUUCUUGAACCUAGAGUUACUAUUUUUGUAUAUAUUGGCAUAGUGUUUAAACUUGCAGCCUAAACUACUGAAAUUUGUGACUGUAUGUUUGUGAGCUUCAGUUUCAUGAAAGAUUCAUAACGGUUCUUUGUAUUAAUAUUAUACUUGGUGUUUGGGGUCUUUUUUUUUUCUUCAAACUUUAAUAUUGUUUGUGUUUGGGAUUUUUGGUGGGGGUAAGGGUUUGGAGCAUGUGGUGAAAUGUUUUUUCAUUAAAAUUGUAACCCUCUAGAAUAUAUCAGUUAAAUGAAGAACCCAAACAUGGUCUAAAUAUUCAUUUUUCCUACUUUAACAGCACCAGCUAGUUAAGUGGGAAAUUUAAGUUCUAAAUGUAUGCAUUGUUUUACCAGUUUGGCACUGGAAUGUAGAGCACAUGCUGUGGCUGCCAGUAAAGUUGUAAGAUACAAAAUGUAAGUUGACCACAUCCAUAAUCUCCAUUGAUACCCUGGCUAUCAUGGUACCAAGUAACUUGGAAGACACACUUAUUAAAUAGCUCAACUGAAGUCACUUGAUCAUUUUGUGCCAAGAUAUGCUGUUGGUGCCCAUAGGGAUUAGUCUCUUAUAGGUGCCCUGUUCUACUACCAUAAUUAUAAAUGAUUUGUGAGAAGUGCAAGCCAUAUAUCCUGGAUCUUGACCUAAUAAUUUGUACUUGCAUGUAGCUUUCUGUUACAUCUUGUGCCACAUGGUCAUUCAUGCCAGGUAAAUCUCAACUAUGUGCAGGCAGCUGUGUUUUAAUCUGCCUAGCUACCAAUGUAGCUGCUUUACAAAUCUUACUGUUCAAGUAUUUAAGAGCCAAACUCUUUCCAUUCCAUUUGAGCUGUUCCCUUUAGCCCUCCCUCCCUUCCUCUUACUCCGUGAACUCUGAGAGCAGCACACACAUCCAGGUAUUACGAGUACUGCCAGUGUUUCUUCUUCAUGCUGUAAGCAAGGGAGCUUUCCUUAACUUAUACCUGAACUUGGAGAAUUGUUUCUGGCUUUCUUCAUGGUCUCCUGUAACAAGUAGGAGUUUUAUAUGUUAUCUUCAGCAUUGGGCCCUGAAUUAGGACAGUCCUCAUCUCAUUGCUUGGCCCUUCAAGCAACCUAGCUAAAAAGUGCAAGUAUUUUAUUUAGUACUGCCAACUUCAAGUGAUUCAUAAUAUUUACAGUUCAGUUUGGGGUUUUUAUACCCAAGGAAGAUUCUGCAUUCCAGCAUUAAAUCUGCUUAAUUUUAAAACUUUUCUGAAAAGCAACAGCUGGAAUAUACUCCCAUUCUUAAAAUAAAAGCCUGAUUUAAAGCGAAUAGGUUACGCUGAAAUAUAUGAAAGUUUUAUAUCCUCUGCUCAUUUUUUUUUAAACUUUUAAGAGGGCUGUAACAGUUGCUGCUAGUAUUUUGUUAGGGUUCCACCAGUAUUUAGUUUUCACAUCAUUCUAAUGUAUAGUUUCAAGUCUUACUAGACAAUCUGAAUUCCACUACAUUUCUGUUUGGCUCCAACAUUCCAGUUAGCUUGACCAGUCUAAUUUAACAUGUGUCUGUUGGAGGUCAUUAAUGUUACUUGUACAAUGCUGUCACUGUGUGACAUCCAUUUGAAUUUUGUAUAUCACAUUGCAUUCAAACAGCUGUGAUUAUGCAUAGAAAUACUGUAGUAACUAGAUACAGUGUGAAUUUUUCCACUAACAAUGAGUCAGUGGCUUAAAUAUGAUUACGGUUCUGCAAGGUGAUACUUGCUAAAAUAUCUAAACUUUUUUUGUUGUAACUGAAUCAUUUUUCUAAAAUUUGUAAAGCUGGAAAUGAUCAAAUUGUUUUUUUCAUUGUCAACAGUGGUGUAUCAUUUUAUGUAUGUUCCUCAUGCGUAUGGAACUCUCCCAAAAUAAAGUUACUCAAAAAGAACAAAUGUGCCAGUGUUCU